Molecule: messenger RNA, 4759 nt
Organism: Conger conger (European conger)
Lineage: Eukaryota; Metazoa; Chordata; Actinopteri; Anguilliformes; Congridae
Gene: dnajc14
Product: DnaJ (Hsp40) homolog, subfamily C, member 14
Exons: 8
Coding region: 696-2879 (727 amino acids)
Molecular function (GO): dopamine receptor binding
Source: RefSeq, a predicted model, not a curated record
CGUUUCGCUUGGUGCCUCCUAACCUCGGAAGUGAAAGUGAAAAAGACAAACAACAAGAACGAGAGAGAGUGGUCUAGCUGGCUAGAUCUUAGCUAGCGAUGAGCUAAGUGGACGAACGUUGGGAGAAAUUGAGAAGUAGAUGCAUUUUCGAUAAAAUAAUUAACGUUAUAUCAAUAGGAUUUGUAUAGCAAUAGGAGAAUGGCUACAAACUGACACGCAUACCUACAUGCAGUGGCAAUGGCCGCAAAUGUUAUCGAACUAGCUAGCUAACGAUUGAUGUUAGCUACGUGCUUACUGCUAGCCAAGUAGCUAUCUGGAUAGCUUGCGAAUUUAGCUAACGUUAGCUAACUAGACUAGCUCCAGCUACAUCUGCCAACACAGCAGUAAUUUAUCAAUACAACGGACCAGUUUGCGAACUAAUGCCAGUUAUAUAUUUGUCACUAACUUGUACUUCAUAAUAAUAAUACCGAAUUAGUGUGCAAGCUGUAAUUCUGUCGAUAUAGUUAACUAGCUAGCUAAGGGUGCUUAGCUAGCUAGCCUAGCCACUUAUCAAAUGCACGAGAAAAAUGGUAAACUGCCUGAUUUGAGGAAGCUAGGAACGCUUACGAUGGUUUAUAUUGUUACACCCCUCUCCCCGAGUAUUCAGGCAAGAGAAGGUCUGUGGGACAUGAGGCUGCUGGAUUGUAAGCCCUGUGAUGGAUAAGCCUGGCGAUGGAGGCCGGGAGCCCCAGGACACAACCCCGGCACCUCAGGGUCGCAGCUGCAGAGGGAACACGGUGGGCAACGGCGUGUGCCACGGGCAAACACACCCCCACCUGCCUGACCCCGCCCUGCUUCUGAAGACUGGGGAACUGGUGGAGGUGGAGGGGGGCGGGGGGAUGUGGGCCUCUCCCACUGUGGGAGUGGAGACAUGCGGUGCCUUAAAGGAGGACCGGCAGGGAGAGCAGGAGGAUGUGGGGGACUCGCCCGGCAGAGAGGAGCACGAAGAGAGAGAAGCCGAGCCACGUUUGAAAGAGCUCUUUGACUCUGGGUUGGGACCUGGGGAGGGGGAGUAUAUGGAGACCUGGAGGCUGUCUGGAGAGGAAGAGGUGAUGGAUGACCAUGAGCCUCCCACACUAUUCCCGGGAGACCCGAUUCUUCAGGAAGAAGAGGGCGAGUCCGAGCCUGGACAUCCGGGACACGAUCAGUCUGAGGACUUGGACAGAGAUGGGGACGAGGAGGAAGAGGCCGGUGACGAAGACCAGGAGGGCAGGAGUGACGAGGGGAGGGACUCCAGAGCCGGUGGGGACCUCGGGCCCCGAAGACCCGGUGGGGGGAAGAGGGGAAGAGGCCGUGGGGAGCAGGCACCGUCUGCCUCCUCCAAAGCGCCACUCUCUGGAGGCGGGCGGCACAAGCAGGCCAGGCGGCGGAACCACCACCACCACCACCAGGGCCGGUCCCGGGGCCCGGUGGGGUCCCGCGCGGCCGCAGCCUGCCGCGAGCUGCUGGUGGAGUCCCUGCAGCCCUGGUGCCUGUCCUGCCUGCGCAUGGUGGUGGAGCUCAUCGUCCUGGUGGCUCACCGCUGCGGGGAGGCGGUGGAGGCCGGCGGGGCGGUGGUCUACGCCUCGGGCUCCCUGCUCCUUCGCAAGGCCACCGACCUCCCGGUCCUGAGGGCCGAGGCCGGGCGUCUGCUGGGCGGAGCGCGGCGCUUAGCUGGCGGUCUCUCGGGCCGAGGCUGGCGGGUGGCGGCCUCCUGCCUGGCCUGCCUGCGCUCGGCUUCGAUGCUGGGGUACACGCGCGCAAGGGCCCUGCUCGGGAGGCUGGCCGGCGAACGGGGGCAGAGGUGGUGGGCCGCGUUUCGGGACUCCAGGGCCUGGAAGGGGGUGGACGCCCUGUGGGAAAAGAUGGGUGGCAUGUUUCGGAGGCGCGAGCAGCAGGCCUCCCCCUGCGGUGUGGGGAGGGGGUCCCCGGGAGAGGAGCUGGAGAGACUGCUGGAGCUGGCUCAGAUCCCUGAGGAGCAGCUGGACCCCUUCGCUGUGCUGGGGGUGGAGGCCAGUGCCUCGGAAACGGAGCUCAAGAGGGCCUACAGGCAGCUGGCUGUACAGGUGCACCCUGAUAAAAAUAAGCACCCACGCGCUGGAGAGGCCUUCAAGGUCCUGAGAGCGGCCUGGGACGUGGUCAGCAACCCGGAAACGCGCAGGGAGUACGAGCUGAAGCGCAUGGCAGAGACUGAACUAUCCAGAUCCAUGAAUGAGUUCCUUAUCAAGCUGCAGGAUGAUCUAAAGGAGGCCAUGAACACCAUGAUGUGCACCAAGUGUGAGGGCAAGCACAAGAGGUUCGAGAUGGAGAGGGACCCGAGCGAAGCGCGUUUCUGCGGCGAGUGCAACAAGCGGCACGGCGCGGAGGAGGGGGACUUCUGGGCCGAGUCCAGCAUGCUGGGCCUGCGCAUCACCUACUUCGCCUUCAUGGACGGGAAGGUCUAUGACAUCACCGAGUGGGCUGGUUGCCAGCGAAUAGGAAUCUCUCCUGACACCCACCGUGUGCCCUACCACAUCUCAUUUGGUUCAAAGAACAGCGGCAGUGCCACACGCCACAGGACACCGUCCGAGCCGCCUCCCGGCCCGACCUCCCCUGCAGACUUACAGGACUUCUUCAAUCGCAUCUUCCACGGGGGAGCCCCCAACGGCAUGGCCGCCAACGGAGGCUUCUUCCCCCCAGGGGCCCCCCCUCACCAACCCACCAGAGCGGGGCCCGGCCCCGGGGGGCCCUUCUCGCCCCCCCCUCCACACACGGGCUUCUUCGGGCCCGGGGGGCAAAGGGCAGAGCCUGGGGAGCCCCGGACCGAGGCCGCCAAACCCCCCCGCAGGCGGAAGAAAGUCCGCAAGCCCUUUCAGCGCUGAGCUCCAUGGCAACACCGGGACGCUCAAAGCCCCAUUGGCCCAUACCCCCCACACACCCCCCCCACCCCCGGCCCCCAACCCCCCCCGAACAGAGACCGGCCGAACUGAUCAAGCCGACGCGGGGAGCAGGCUUCCGUCCAGAUGGCGAAGGCGGGGGUGGGGCAGGACUGUUUUCUUGUUUUUUGUUGUUUUUCUUUUUUUUUCUUCUGGGUUGAUGUUUCUGUUGCACCUUUGGAAAUGUAGCCAUAAGAUUCGAAAGCGAAGCCUACGGUUACAGCGACACAGUGGGGCACUUGUAUUCAGCUUUGCAGUUUCAUUUUUAGGUUCUGCUUUCUUGGCCACAGGUCACACACACCGCAGUCCUGUCCAUAGUCGGUGCAGCAUGGGAGAAGGUGGUGGGGCGGGGGGGGUGCGAGUCGGCGGUCCAAACGUUGCAGGCUGACGCAGAUCAUUCUGCAGGCACUCCGCUGGGCGCCCCUGAACACACACCGCUCCGGCCGGCAUGAAGGAGGCUCCCGUCCCUUUAUCCCGCUCACGCCUCCAUGCUCCUCUUGGACAUAUGGAAGAAAAGAUCUCUCAUGUAGUCUCGAGGUGCUUCCAGUGAAGCAUUUCCAUGCUGCUCAGGAGCUGUAAAGAUCCUUCUCCACCUCCACCCCCUGCAGACAGUUACCUGUGUCUCCAUCACUUCCAUUUGGCCAUGCUGCCGCGGCCCCCCCAGGGCUGCUCCAACCGCUGAAGCCUCCAUAGCUAACGUGAUGGUCCUCAUCCUGGUGUAGCCUCCAUAGCUAAUGCGAUGGUCCUCAUCCUGAUGUAGCCUCCAUAGCUAAUGCGAUGGUCCUCAUCCUGAUGUAGCCUCCAUAGCUAACGUGAUGGUCCUCAUCCUGGUGUAGCCUCCAUAGCUAAUGCGAUGGUCCUCAUCCUGGUGUAGCCUCCAUAGCUAAUGCGAUGGUCCUCAUCCUGGUGUAGCCUCCAUAGCUAACGUGAUGGUCCUCAUCCUGAUGUAGCCUCCAUAGCUAACGUGAUGGUCUUCAUCCUAGUGUAUUCUCAGUAGGUGACGCAAUGGUCCUCAUGGAUGGUAACUAGGGCUGUUCUGUGUGUUGGUCCCACGCCCAUAUCUGCUUGGCUGUGGAACGCAAUGCCGUCCUCAUCUCGUUCCGCCUGAGCCAAUGGCCAGCAGUCCUCGUGGUUAUAGUGUCGAGAGCUUUGUGAAGGUCUAGUUGAAGAGUUAGCCAUUGAAUCGCUUUGUUUGAAAUUUGCCUCCCUUGCGUGGCUGUCUUUCUGCAAAUAUAUAUUUUGGUUUUGUUUUGCUUUUUCUGUUUUUUUUUGUUGUUUUUUUUAAUACAGAUGUAUAUUACGGUAAAUGCAAUGUUGGAAUAACUCACAGAAGGGUGUAGAGCUACCCUGUUUUCUCCCCCUCCCCCCUGCCCGAGAAACAUAAUGUUUAAGUACUGGUUUGUUUUAUUUAAAUUUCAGAGUCCAUGGGUUGAAUUACUGUGGUUGAUUUGAGAUUGUGAAGAGUCAAGUUUCAGGCUUAAUUGAGAAGUCUGCAAAUGACUUAAAAGGCCAGCACCCAGAGGAAGUGGAGUUUUGAGAAUCUCUUAAACUGUAUAUGCAAAAAUAUAUAUUGCAAAAAACAAAAACAAAAAACAAAAAAAAAAAACACAUCUGUUUUGACAAUCAUCGGGGUUCAAUGUGUGGGACAGUAUUCAUAUUUUUGUUCUGUGUAAGUGGAGAGGCAGAUUUUAAUACAACUGUAUUGUAAAACACAAUGGCUGUUUUAAAAAUGAUUCUUUCUUUUAUUUUUGUGUUGAUAGUAAAGUUGAUUUCCUACAGACUGUGGACUAUUUAUUUCAUUAAAAAGAAAAUUGCAAGUCCCUUAA